AUGAACCCAGCGUGCAGGGUGAGCCUGGAGGGCAGGGAGUGCCAAGAUUGGAUGAACGAGGUGUGUGCCCACUGCGCCCACCUGCUGCCCAGUUCGGAGGAGGCGGAGCUCUGGGACAAGUGGUGGGCGGACGAGCUGCCCGCUCCCUUCAAGAGCCACGUUAACCUGAUGUCCGCCUACGACUGCCACAAGCUGCGCAAGGAGGUGGCCCGCCAGGUGUUGGCUCACGGCGAUCAGGAGUGGUACGAGGAAGUGGGCAAUCCCGUCACCUGGACCGUAUCCCAUCUGAUCCUCAUGAUUCUGGUAAUGAUUUCCGCGCUGAUCACCAUGGUAUUUGCCCUGAAAAUGCUAUACGAUGGGGUACGACGAUGGUCGAAGCGAGUGAAAUGUAAGCCACCAAGAGAUCCAAAGCCCGAGAUGAAGCCACCGCCCCUCACUCCUCCUCCGCCGCCGGCUGAUGUGGAGACGCCGCCUCAAAAGGAUCCCUGCAAGCCGACCAAGCAGCCCAAAUCCUUCAUCUCCUUCGGCCGCAGCAAUGAUCCGCGCACUCGUUUCGGUCCCUACAAGAACCAGAAGCUGCUCAAGACCGCCUCCUCCAUGCUGGAGUGCCAAAAAACAGUGGAGGCGGAGUCGCCACCCGCCAAGUCCACGUCCAAGUCAAAGUCAACUCCAACACCACGAGUGCCAACGAGCGAGCAAAGCGACCAGCAGCACGUCGAACGGCAUUCGACGAAAAACAAAUCGGCCACAAAAUAA
This is a messenger RNA of Drosophila takahashii, 756 nucleotides long. RefSeq lists its product as uncharacterized. The record is from RefSeq and is a predicted model, not a curated record. Lineage: Eukaryota; Metazoa; Arthropoda; Insecta; Diptera; Drosophilidae.